Phragmites australis (common reed) is the source of this 1058-nucleotide messenger RNA. RefSeq lists its product as uncharacterized. The record is from RefSeq and is a predicted model, not a curated record. The coding region runs from base 83 to 862 and encodes 259 amino acids. The transcript has 8 exons. NCBI's taxonomy places the organism in Eukaryota, Viridiplantae, Streptophyta, Magnoliopsida, Poales, Poaceae.
ACACCCUUCUCCCGUCUCUUCGUCUCCGUUCUCUGCUCCACGCCUCCCUCUCCCCUCCGAGAAGUGCAUUUCCUUGGGAGCCAUGGAGGAGCUGGAGCUUCCGUUCCCCUGGCUGCCGGUGGAUCUGUCGGAUCUUUCUUGGGAGCAAAUGGAGCUGGAGCUUUCUUUGGUGCCGAUGGAGCUGCCGGAGCAGGGACUCGGCGAUCUUCUCGCCGAACAGCUGUUCGGCGGUUUCGGCCUCGCGAGCACCACCGCCCCCCGACUCCAGAUGGAGGAUCAUCCAAAACUUGAUGACGCUGACCUGGACGGAUGGUUAAAAGGUCUUGCAGGUGUUUCCAAUACAUCUCCUUUGCCGGAGACAAAUAUCCAUCAUCAGGUGGAUGAGGCAAGUCAUUCCUCAUGGCAUAUGGGUGGUUGGAAAACUCGCUCAAGAAAAACUCGCAAGAAAAGGAUAUCUCCAUGGCAGAACCUAGUGUGUUUUGGAGGGUUAUCUUUAGCAAGUUUCAGCAGGGGAUACACAACUAGGAAAAACAAUAGCCGCUGGACACAAAAAGAAGUGGAGUCACUGGUAAACGGUGUAUCAGAAUACGGCGUUGGACGAUGGACUGAGGUGAAGAGAACAUAUUUCUCACCAUCGGUUCGAACAGCAGUAAAUCUUAAGGAUAAAUGGAGAAAUUUGUUGAAAGCUUACGACGUCAAAUAUAAAUCUAAUAAGAAGGGGAAAAUACAAAAAACAACGCAGCUGCAUUUAGAACAACCAUUGAUCGAUUGGAUCAGGGAGUUAGCUGAUAAGUAUCGACAAGGCGAUGAAGACACACUUAGCGACAGCAGCACGGAUGCACAAUCACUGGUUAGGUUCUAGCAUAUACUGUUAGCAGCAUCUAAAAGAGGUCCUUUUUUUGGGAACAGCAAGCGAUAUGUAUAUGACACCACUGUGUAGAUAGUAGUAGAUAUCCAAUGAAUUUUAUCUUACCUAAUUCUAAGACUGGCUGGCCCUCUGCAAUUAGCUUGUCAAUACUCUUAUACUAGUAUUAAUGAAGUGGAUGGAGCUUUCCUAA